Messenger RNA from Ostertagia ostertagi, 372 nucleotides. Lineage: Eukaryota; Metazoa; Nematoda; Chromadorea; Rhabditida; Trichostrongylidae. The record is from the annotation of a GenBank genome assembly.
AUGGAGCAUGAGCGGCUAGAGAAGCUGGAAUUCCUGUUGAAGAAGCGGUUACAAAAGGAUCAAAAAGUUUUGCUCAAGGUAAUCUACACUGGCCUUAUUAGCAACACCCUAGGUGGACUGUACCAAGCCACUUAUACACACACGGAUGGGACCACCAAGAUUGCUGCAGCCUCUCAAAUGGAACCAACAGAUGCCCGUCGAAUGGUGCCAUGUCUAGACGAACCAAACUAUAAAGCUAAUUGGACAGUCACUGUGAUUCACCCGAAAGGCACAAGGGCCGUAUCGAAUGGUAUUGAAACGAACGGCGAAGGGUCAGUUGAAGUUUUAUGGAGAGUGGUUAUUGUUGGAGGCAGUGAUCACGACGGACGGUAG